CAUCACUUGGGCGAUGGCUUUCUGGCCUGACAAAUAAGGCACCAAAGAGACACGAACCAAAACCAAUCGAAUGCAUUAGGCGGCUGGGACUCCUCUCCUUCGCGUUCUCCUCUCCUCGAGCACAAAAUAUUUUCUGCCCCCACUCUCCCAGGCAUUGUUUCUCACAUUGCCUUAUUAUCAUGGAUAUCCAACACCGAUUUCCUGGUGUGCCCUGGAUUUGGGGAGGAGGCAUCUCCUCCGUCUAUGAGGUCCACCCUCGCGAGCAUUGUAGACAAUGUUCCAAAGCCUGGAGAGUUCGAGAGAGCAAUUUGGAUACACAGAAAAAUCAUGUUCAGGACCAGCAAACUAUGAUCGUUACUAAAGUGGAAAAGUUGGAACCCCUACCUCUACGAAAGGAAUGGCUGAACGACCUUGCGCACGCCGUUGCUUUCCUUGAAUCGCUCAACCUCGCUCAUGGUGACUUACGACCUGAAAAUAUCCAGCUUGGUGGCGACCAACCGAAACUGUCCGAUUUACAUUGUACAGCGGAAAUCGGGACAGAUUUUGAAGCUUGCAUGACCCUGCAUGGAAGAAUACUGAACGGGAACGAGGCAGACCAAGGACAACGUGGAACUUCCGGCGUCCUGGGUCCUCGAACGGAGCAGUUCGCCCUCGGUUCCUUGUACUAUCUGAUAAAUAAGAAAGCCACCAUGCAUCAAUAGCGAGCGAGGGAAAGAAGACGCGCACCCAGAGAAUAUCUCUCGUAGAAACCGGUUCUGGACUUUGGGCAGUAUGUACUCAGAAUUAUCAUACAUACGUCCAAGUUCUCGUCGUA
Molecule: messenger RNA, 814 nt
Organism: Coccidioides immitis RS
Lineage: Eukaryota; Fungi; Ascomycota; Eurotiomycetes; Onygenales; Onygenaceae
Exons: 2
Coding region: 180-701 (173 amino acids)
Source: RefSeq, a predicted model, not a curated record